Messenger RNA from Tarenaya hassleriana, 2596 nucleotides. RefSeq lists its product as uncharacterized. Lineage: Eukaryota; Viridiplantae; Streptophyta; Magnoliopsida; Brassicales; Cleomaceae. The record is from RefSeq and is a predicted model, not a curated record. The transcript is spliced from 5 exons. Bases 248 to 2416 code for a protein of 722 amino acids.
GAGAUAUUUUCUGGUCCACAAAUGUCGCACCAGAUGCCAAAAACCCUAUUCCAUUAAUUUCCCUUUUUAUUCGUUUUCUUCUGAAUUCAGCGGCUUCUCCACUUCCUCUACCCGAAUUCUGCGUCUGCAACAGUUUGAGAUUAGUGGGAAAAUGAUGUGUUUUUUCCCGGGAAAAUCAUGCACCCAGAAGAGAGAGAGAGAAAAAAGACAGAAACUUUAACCCAGUGAUGGCGCGGAACUAAACGAGAUGGGCGCCGCAAGAAAAUUCCUCACGAGGACGACGGAGUCUUACUUCGAUUUCUCCGAUAAAGGUGGUCGUUUGAGGCAGUUUUUGUACGGAAACAUUUUCCCUGUUCUCGAUGGCUUCUGGGUUUCCGUCACUAAGCUCCUGUUCUUCCUUGUCGGGUCGGUCAUCUCGUCUGUUUUCAGAGUUCGUUCGGACAGAGGGAACAGCUUGGUUGUGUCCGAGGAAGAAAGUCCGAGCUUUUCCUCUGAUUACAGAGGACACGACCUUGACGGAUCAGAGGGAGAUUUUCCCGAGAAAGAAGAUCAUGCUGUGAAAAAGGAUGAGACUUUAGAUUUCCCGGAAAGUUCUCUGGUUUCAGUCAGCAGGAGAUACGAGUUUCUCUCCGACAACAGUGUCAUCAGCGGUUUUAUAGAAGAACCUAAAGCCGUAAGCUUUGUCGUUCAUGGCGUCUUCCUCGGAUCAGACGAAUCUAAAGGGCAUGCUGUUCAUGAGAAACCAGAGGAUUUUUCGGAUCUUCAAGAGAAACCCAAAACUGUAAGCUUUGAUUUUCAUGAUCUGUACCUCAGUUCAGACAAAUCUGAAGAGCUUACUGUCCGUGAGAAACCGGAGGAUUUUUUGGAUGAACAGGUGCGGGAAGAUUCGAUCGAGAGCCGCAUCCUUGAGAAAAUGUGGGAGAAAUCUGAUGAUUCAAGUGAAAGCUGUUUCGCCUUAGAAAAUAAGUUGGAGAGUUCCGAUGAUUUCCUUACGGAACACGUGAAGAAGGGGAUGGUAGUUUGUGAGCUCAUUAGUUGUGGUGCUGAUGUAAAGGCAGAAGUGGUUCACGAGAACUGUGUUGGUGACGGAGAAGAAGUUAGGGAGACAACAACAGAAGAAAGCUUGUCGGAAGAUGAUGAUUUCAUAGAGCUAAGACCAGGAUCGGAGAUUUUAGACAUUGUUGAUGAAGAAGAUCUCAUCCAGAGGGAAGAAUUCAGCAUGAGUUUUGAGGAAAAUGAAGAUUGUUAUAACUUCGAUGAUGAUUCAGAUGAUGAUGAUGAACACAAUGAUGCGAUCGAAAGAUUGAAAACCGAGCUGAGAAGCGCGAGAACAGGAGGAUUGGCCACCAUUCUCGAAGAAUCAGAAGCUCCAUUCGAAGAACCGAAACCGCUCAAGAUCGAUGCAAAGUUUGAGCUCAAAGACAGAAUGGCCGAAAUUCAGAAGGUGUACAGAAGCUACGUUGCUAAAAUGCGCAAACUCGAUGUCUUGGAUUCUCAGACAAUGCAUUCGAUCAGUCUGAUUAAGCUAAAAGAUUCAACUCAGCCAAGUAGCCGUAUCAAAGAUUCCUCCUUUCCGGCGGCUAAAUCGCCGCUAAGGCAGAAUCUAUGGCCAUUCAAGAAACAGCAACUCGAACGUGAUCCAGUGGAGAGACUCGUAAAAGACGUGAGCCGAGACUUUGAGACAGUGUAUGUAGGGCAUCUUUGCCUGUCCUGGGAGAUACUCCAUUGGCAAUACCUGAAAGUAGUGGAGUUUGAGCAGCAUGAUCCUAAAGGAACUCGUCAGUAUAAUCUCGUUGCCGGAGAAUUUCAGCUGUUUCAAGUUCUAAUGCAACGGUUCUUGGAGAACGAGCCCUUUCGGAGCUGCCCCAGGACCGAAAACUACUUGAAGAGCCGUCGAUGUUUUCAUAAUUUCCUUCAGGUUCCCCUCGUAAGAGACGAUCGUUCCUCCUCGAAGACUAGCAGAUGCAGAAACGAAGGGGCAUUCGCUAUAACUAUAGAAAUGCUGAGAGAGAUCAUUCGAGAAUCCAUUCGAGUUUUCUGGGAAUUCAUUUGUGCGGACAAACACGAAAUAUCCAGUUCGAUCUUGAAGGUUUCUCACCAUACCCAAGUCUCUCCUCAAGAUCCCCUAGACCUUGAGCUCUUGACAGAUAUCAGAACAAAUCUCCAAAAGAAGGAGAAGAGGCUAAAGGAAAUGGUAAGAAGCCAAGGCUGCAUAGUCAAGAAGAUGAAGAACCUGCCAUUGAAGGAUGAGCUUCUUCUGAUAACUCAAGUGGAACUUAAGCUGGUUUCAAGAGUGACAAACAUGUCGAAGCUGAAGACAGAUCAAUUGGUUUGGUGUGAAGAGAAACUGAACAAGAUCAGCUUCAGUGGUCGGAGGAUUCAACUGGAACCUUCAUUCUCGUUGUUCCCUUGUUAGAUCCGAAUCACUCCUACUUUGUUACCGUUGGUCUUGAAGCUGAUAGAUACGAGUUUUAAAAAAUUGGGAAGCUUCUGAUUCAGGAAGAGGGUUUUAGAGAUUCCUGAGAGAGUACGUGUAUGAUGUAUGGUUUACUUGACAAAUUCAAUGCCUAUGGAUGCUCGCCUCCCAUAUUUUUCA